AUGUCGCGCAGGGGCAGAAAGCGAAAGGAAGAGGACGAGGAGCAAAAGGUAGCUGAGGGGGAGCAGGAUAAUCUUUCUUCCGAUGAAAUGAAAGAGGAGAUAGAGAUGAUGUGGGAGAUACCACAGAUCUUUCAGUUUCUUCAUCUAACGAGGGAAUCCCUCAAUGUACCUCAGUUCUCCAUAUACGAAAUGGAAAGGAUGCUGCUGAUACCGAGGGCCUCGAAACAACUGGCGAACAUCAUGACGUGUUUGCUAAGUUCUCCGAUCACCAAAGCAAAGUUACGUAAAGUACCGCCGAUGCCGUAUGAAUUCUGGACCAACAUCCUCGCGCACAAAAUGGCGAGCUGGUUCAAGGUUUAUCACGCGAAGCACAAAGACGCAGCCAAAGUUCUAGAGACCAUCGGCAUCGAGCCAGAAUUCUGGUGCAUCUUUCCCGACGCAGCGUUGCUCGAUGGUAAAGACUUUGAGAACCUAAGCUUCAAGCAGAGAGUCUGGCUGCUGAAAACCGUCUGUGAUACUAUUAUGCAUACCAGAAAGACAGUCCAGGAGGACAUAGCGAAACAACCGUGGGAGGACCAAUUCGAAACGGUUUUAGGAACCGAUCGCUACGGAGCGAGAUACAUUUAUUUCCCGCAAUUUGUCCCAAACGACCUUAGGAUCUACAGGCACUGCUUGGACAAUAAGAUCCUGUCAACUGUCAAGCCUGCCAGGUCAACGAAACAAGGAGUGGAAACGAGCAAGUUAAUCGGCGCGAGAUUAAACAGAUACAAACUGAGGAAAUUGCAAUCUCACAGCAGUAUGUCCGAUCGCAAGUUAAGCAGGCGCGAGAAUAAAACGAGCGAAAGAGAUGAUAAGGACGUUAACAGCUGCAAAUCCGGUAACAGCGCCUCCAGCUCGUUCACCAGCGAGGAUAUGAACCUGAGUAGUUCAAGCACGUGCAGUAACAACAACAACAUAAGUCUGGACAUAAGCAAGGAGCGUCAGAGAAUUUCGUCAAAGGCGUCUGAGAGAAACGCGCUGCCGAACAACAGGCACAUCGACGACAGGUCCACCGACGACGAAUCGUUACAGAUGUUUAAGGGUUUUCCCGACAUCAAGGACAACAAUUACAGUAUAGGAAUAAUCAACGAAAUGCUAGACAAUCUAAAGUCGGAGAUCGACAAGGAGCAGAAGACGCGCGCGUGUCGGAGCAGCGGCAGUGGCAACGAAUCAGAAUCGCAGGAGAAUCUCGUAGUCGCGUCGUGUAGAAAUACGAUAGACUUCUGCGGCGAAGUCUCGCUCGUCGAAAGGGAGAGCGAGAGCGAGAGGUCGAGCGACAAUCUGUCCAGCAGCUCGAAAACCGACGACGAGAAACUAAACGAGAUAAUUAGUGCCGAGUACUCCAAGUUACCUGAAAGCACAUACUCCAGGUGGGCCUCUGUCAAUGAUAACGUGAGUGAUAACAGUUCGACGUCCACGUCCAAGUCGGAUGACGAGAAGCUCAGCGAGACGAAGAUCGUCGGCGGUAGCGUGGACGGGAACGGGGCGAGUUCCGCCAGGAGAGUAACGCUCAACGGAUCCCUCCGCGCGUGUUCCGACGAUAGCGCGUCGUUAAGUGAAGGAACGAUUAAGUGCGAACGCUUCGACAGAGUGGACGUUCCUGUGCGAGCCACGCGGACGAGAUCGAACGACUCGCGGAUGAGAGCGAAACUGCGAUCUCGAUACAGAGAGAUGCAGUGCGAUGAAAUCGAGGUGGUGAAAGCUGAGAAGUUGGAAGAUAAAAAAGAUCUCGCCACAGGCAACGCACAGCUGCAAGAAGCCCUGGAUGCCGUGAGCGAUUACGUAAACGGUUGCGAUGCCGAUUACGACCUACGAAGGCCGAAGGGGUUGAAGACGGCUGAGUGCAAGCAACGUUUCAACAAGAUGCUGACUGAUCUCAGCAUUUCCGAUUUCCGGUUGGUGGCCGACAGUGUGGAAGGACUAAGGGAUCUCAUUGCCAGUUUCUCAUUGAACGAAUCGGAAAGCAAUAAUGCGAUUAAGGCGGAACUUGUUCCUCCAUGCGAAUUCAAAUUGGUAACAAAGCUAACCGAGCUAUUAAGUUCCUUGGAGGAGAAGGAGGCGACUUUGAAGGACGCGACGCGAAAAGCGAAGGCGAAGCUUCAAAGAGAGUGGUCCAACUUCAAGGAAGGCAGUGUGGAGGAUCAGGACUCAUCCGGUGAGAGUGGUCUCAGCUCUAAUUGGUGGGUUCUUGGAUCGCAGGGCAGGGAUCCACUGUCAACUGCCGGAGACGCAACGUUACAAACGUUACCGCAAUUUGCCCUAUCCUCACCUGGCGCCCAAAGCACCCAACAGCAGUCACAGCCAGUCGAGGGCGAGCACAAGAGCGCGGCCGACGAGAGCGCCGAGCAGAGUUGUCGCGAGAGUCGGAAAUGCGCGAGCGACGAACGGCAGAGUGGAAACGACGAGAAACAAUCGGACGCCGAGGACGCGCCGUCGAAAAGAGACCAAGUCAAAGAGAGGGAAGAGAGUCGGGAGCGCGAGCAACGCGGACAGAACGAGAACGCGUCGGACAAUAAAGAUGCAGCGCAACAAACGCGACGAGUACUACGAGCACGCGGCGUCUCUUCGUACACAGAACAAUUUUAUUCGGACGAUGAAAGCGACGAGAACGAGCUGGAGGGAUGGACCGACAUUGAGGCAGUCUAUGCGGCUCCCGGCACACAGACCGAUACAUCCGCUGCUCACGCUGCUCCGAAAGACCGACACGCUGAUGACCGGUCAGAGCAGGAGGAGGACUCAGACCAAGAUUGGAUUUUACCGAGCUCUCGCAAAAGGAAAAAUAAACGUUCGUCUGCCAAUCGAAGAUUGAAGUCCUUCCAGCACAAAGUGCAAAGCAUCACAGAGAACACGUCCGAGAGCAGCGCACUAUCCGACAACGCGCUUCAGUCUGCGAACAUGAAUAAACAUAAAGCUAAGCUUAAGAGUAACAGUGAGAUUAGGGAGUUCAGGAUGCCAACCGCUAAUUCCGCACGGCAGUCUUCCGACAAGCCGAGACACGAGAGCGUCUCCGACGAGAUUUGCAAAAUCGAGUCCGUCAACAGCGUGCACUCGGAACUGAACAUCGAGGAUGAUGUGAUAUACGAAUCGACUACCACUCACUACCAGCAGCCGAACAGUUACGGCCCUCCGAGUACGCAGCAGGACUACUAUUACGUCGUGUCCCAGAAUCCUGGAAUCGCGCAGGCUGUCAUACCGCAGGGAGCGCCAAUCGUGCAGCAGGCGGGCGCGAUCGUCCAGCAAAUCGCGACGCCGCAGCUCCAGCAAGGCUACUACGUGCCGAUCGCGCAACCGAAUUACGUGAUACAGACUCCGAGCUUCCUACCCGUCGCGCAGCAACAGCAGCCCGUCUACUCGCAAAAUCCGCAGCUGAUAGCAACGACCCAGCCGUACAUCAACAACGCGGGUUACGUGCCCCACGUGAUCACCACGACGCAGCCGCAAACGGAGUACGUGGUCGCGUCUGGACAGAUACCGCGUCCGCAGAAUCCGGUUCUUUGUACACCGAGACCGAUGAACAGAUAUAGCCAGAACAACAGACGGUCGGUAAGAGGAAGAAUGCCCGCCCGGGGUGGUUCUCAAAGACCCGCCAACCCGGCAUCCGUCAGGGGCCACGCGCCUCAGCAGUACGCGCCCAAUUCCAAGACGGCGACGAGGCAAAGAACACCGCAGGCAGUGGGCACGGAGCAAGCGUCGCAGACGUCGAGAACGGAGAACAGUAGCCAGAAGACCACGUCGCUGAUUAUGCUGAGCGACAGCGACGACGAGAUAGAGAUGAUCAUCACGGAGAAGGCGACUGCCAACACCAGCACGGAUAAAAGAACAGCGAGCGAAAGAGCGAUAUCGGCGCCGCAGAGGAACAUCGCUCCGAAGCAGAAACCCACGGUGACGUCAGACAUCGCGAUCGACUCGACCAAGGGCAUCAUCUCGCCGCAGAUCAUUCAGCGGAUGAGCCAGGGCGGUAUAUCCAUCACGCCGAUCAAGAGCAAUCCGUCACCGUCGGCGUCGAACAGCAACACGCAGCUGGUGGUUGUCGUGAACGAGACUGGAAGUCACUACGCGCUGGCGUUGCCGAACGGCAGCAAGCUUAUCCUCACGCCGGAGCAGGUGGCGCAGAUCAGAGCCUCGAACGGAGGGAAAUUGAUCUUGUAAAACAAGGGGCCAGCUGGCCACUCCGAACCGGAUUCUAGGUGCAGUGCUCCAUGUUGACCACGGAACCGCGCGUGUCCCCACUUUCCGAUUCGUCGCUAAGACUAAGAACUACAUGAACGCAUGGUACGUUUGUGCAGAGCAACAAACUUCCUUCUCCUCACAUCCUCACAUUUUGUCGGGUUAGUCACUAUAGUUAGACUGUAAAGAAAACAAAGAGAAAAUUUAUUAUCGACUUAUACGUUUCGUCGUGUAUGCGAGCGUUCGCGGAGAAUUAAUUUAAAGAUUUCUCGAGAAUGUUUUAUUACGUUCAUUAGAGAUAAGUUGUUUCCUUAUAAGCGGAAUUUUUCGUUAUGUACAGUUUUAGAAGGUAUUUUGUUUCACGUGAGUUCUCUCUCGCGAUGUACAAUUUACGAUAUGAUUGAUGCAACGUAUGCUGAUGAAUGUUAUAUAAGUACAGUACAACGUUGCACGUGCAGUGCAACAUUACGACGGAUGUAGUGAUGAGAAAGUCGAGCUUUUAUUAACUCGUUUAUACCUUUCUUGUACCAUCUCCCUGUGGAUUGUAUGUAUAUUUAGAACGCGUUGACGUUAUUCAUUGUUGUAACGAAGUCGGGUUUUUAAUAUUACAGAAUUAAUGCGAUACACCGUCGUGAAGGACGUUUGUGAAGGUGUGCAGGCGUUUUUUAAAUUAUUGCAAUGAAUUGCAUCCCAAGCAGUUCUAAUUUUGUAUUACAAUGACUGACAAAGCAAAUAUUAGAUUUUAGUGCAUGCUAAUUCAGGGAGGCUCACGGCAAGAUAGAUAUCGAUGGUGUAUCGCAUAACAAAUAAAAAAUAUUAAUUAGGAAGCAUUUUCUAGACGAAUCGAUGUUAUGAACUAAUGUCAGUAAACUCCAUGGUGAAUGAUAGUAAAAUACGGAAUUGGUAUGGCUGUAGAAUAAGUUGAAAUCGCCUCAAGUCGAACGAUUAUUGUUGGCCUCUUAUUUUUUAAGUGCUCGAAUCGAGAAAUCGAAUUUUCGAUGUUGUGAUUGUUCAACUCUACAUAUUUCUGUAAUCAAAUAUCGCAUGAAUUAUUAUAAUUCGUUCAAACAUUGGAAAA
This is a messenger RNA of Ooceraea biroi (clonal raider ant), 5284 nucleotides long. RefSeq lists its product as uncharacterized. The record is from RefSeq and is a predicted model, not a curated record. NCBI's taxonomy places the organism in Eukaryota, Metazoa, Arthropoda, Insecta, Hymenoptera, Formicidae.